AUGCUUGCGUCCAAGCCUUCGUUCUCGACGACUUUGGGCAUGCCUACGUCCCAAACCCCAACCACCUCUUACCAUUCUGGGCCGUCGCAAAAGUCCGCCAUCUUCUCCAUCAAAGAUGGGGCAUCCUUCGCCAGUCCCACGGAGUCGGAGUUCUCCAUACACGAUGGGCUGGAGGCUGUGCGAUCCUGGGAUGAAAAGCAGGUGAUCACUUGGCUCCACAGCAUCAAUUGUGGCCAGUAUGAGGCUCUUUUCAAAGCCAACAACUUCAACGGGAACAACCUCAUCGAAUGUGACCAGAAAAUUCUCCAGGAGAUGGGAAUCAAGAAAAUUGGCGAUCGUGUUCGCAUCUUCGUCGCCAUCAAACAACUGAGGAAUAAGUCGGUCAUCAACCGCAAACAAAGAAACAUGGAUAAGCUAGCAGCCCUGGAAGUUUCCGGUCGAUCGUCGAAUCUCCGACUCAAUUCUGCAGGCACUUCUCGCCUGCCGCGCACGGAUAACCUGCCUCAUGGUUACACCGCAGGUAAAGCAGGUUCGCGGCCUGGGUCACCUCUGCGAGCUCAGCGAUAUGUGGCAAGCCCCAUGGAAAACGCGCGAAAGGAACAGGGACAGGGUUAUUUCAGCCACCCCUCAUCAGGCGGCUCCAAUUCGGGGCGCAAAACACCGAGUGAGACCCAUCGGGGUCCUUCACAUUUGAGGCAGAACCCCAGCCUUGACGGAUUGACCAUGGGUCCCCUGCCUACCAACUCUCCCGUAAUACGAGUGAUCUACACAGGAGGACAGACCAAGGUUUUGAACAUCAAACAUUGCAAGACACCGGAUGAAAUCAUUAUUUGUGUUUUGAAGAAGCUCCAGCUCCCCGAACACCAGUACCGCAACUACUGCUUCUACGUGCUGGAUGGACUGGAGCCGGACCCGUCCAAUUGCAGGAAAUUGACCGACCACGAACUGAUGGGCAUCGUUGAGGGCGCCCACAGCGAACGUGGACGCCUUAUCCUGCGGAAGAUCCAUGCGGGAGAGCCUGAUAAUGAUGAACUCCGCCGGGCCUCGCAGCUUGCGGUGGAUGAAAGCCAGGUGACCCACUUAGCUGCCUUGAACAACUCGAACACGAGGAAUCAGAUGAAGAUCCAGCAGCUUACUGGUGAGUCCUGGCAUAACAUCAGCAAACCUAUGUCACCCCUGUCUUCUCGGCACCAGAACACCCCGAGUGACCAUGAUGUGCAAAUGCCACAUUUAGAACGCCAUCCGGUAUCGAAGUUACGCUCCUUCUUCGGCGCUCGGCCACCAAGUGAAAUGAUCAUUCAUGAGAUCACAUCCUACUUCCCAAGCCACCACCGUGAGGACAUCGAGAAGACGAUGCGCAUGUCCGUUCGGAGGUCACAGCGUCUCAGUCGUGCAGCGAGCCGACUGAGCGUUGUCAGCAAUACAAGCUAUGCUUCCAGUUUGAGGGAUGCCCCUCCUAUCCCCAGUAUUGCCGACACGUGGUUCAACCAAGGAGGACAGGCCACUCGUGCCCCGCGGCCCAUCUCCGUGUCUAAAUUCAACCUUCCCCAGACCGCGUAUCGGGAUUCCAUCGCGUCUAGCUCCCUGCAGCCUCUCCAGGAGGAGUCACCUAUUGAGCCCAAUCGGAAGUCAUACGUCUCAUUCGACAGCGGCUCAGAUGACCCCACUAAUUCUCGCCAAAGUCUCUUGGACGAGAAUUCCAGUGUGGCGGCAACUGAUGGUGGCUCCUUCAACGAGCGACUCAGUGUCUUGGUGGCGGAAGAUGGAGAAGAAGAGGAUGAUGGUCUGAAUGAAUUCUUGGCUGGGAACAACUUCGCUGCCAAGAACUGGAUGAAAGGUUCCCUCAUCGGUGAAGGAUCCUUCGGAAGUGUAUUCCUUGCUCUGCAUACCAUCACCGGAGAGCUUAUGGCCGUCAAACAAGUUGAGAUACCAUCGGCAACCAAGGGAACAGAGUUCGACAAACGAAAGAACAGCAUGGUCACUGCACUCAAACAUGAAAUCGAGCUGUUACAAGGGCUGCACCACCCCAACAUCGUGCAGUAUCUCGGAACUGCUGCCGACGAUCAGUAUCUGAACAUUUUCCUGGAAUAUGUGCCGGGUGGUUCCAUUGCCACGAUGCUCAAGCAGUACAACACCUUCCAAGAGCCUCUGAUCAAGAACUUUGUACGACAGAUCCUGGCCGGUCUUUCCUACCUCCACAGCCGGGACAUCAUUCACCGAGACAUCAAGGGUGCCAACAUUCUGGUCGACAACAAGGGCGGCAUCAAGAUCUCCGACUUUGGCAUUUCCAAGCGAGUCGAGGCAUCGACUGUUCUUGGCGCUCGCGCGAGUGGCAGCGGAGCUGGCCACCUCCACCGACCUUCGUUGCAGGGCAGUGUAUAUUGGAUGGCCCCUGAAGUCGUCCGCCAGACAGCUCACACGAAAAAGGCUGAUAUCUGGAGUUUGGGCUGCUUGGUGGUAGAGAUGUUCAUUGGAGCUCAUCCCUUCCCGGACUGCAGCCAACUGCAGGCUAUUUUCGCCAUUGGCAGCAACCAGGCCCGGCCGCCGGCCCCGGAGCAUGCCAGCAAGGAUGCGGUGGCUUUCUUGGAUAUGACCUUCCAGGUCGACUACGAACAAAGACCUAGUGCGGAUGAGCUAUUGAAAUGUCAAUUUCUGGCUGCUCCUACGAUUGCAUAG
Messenger RNA from Aspergillus terreus NIH2624, 2676 nucleotides. Its product is annotated as STE11 family mitogen-activated protein kinase kinase kinase. Gene Ontology annotation, molecular function: ATP binding; protein kinase activity; protein binding. The transcript has 4 exons. Gene Ontology annotation, biological process: protein phosphorylation; signal transduction. The record is from RefSeq and is a predicted model, not a curated record. Bases 1 to 2676 code for a protein of 891 amino acids. NCBI's taxonomy places the organism in Eukaryota, Fungi, Ascomycota, Eurotiomycetes, Eurotiales, Aspergillaceae.